AUGGCUUCCAUCAAUGAGCCUACCACUAAGGUGUGGCUCACAUCACUACUGGAACCAGGCCAACUGCUACUCUGGGCCAUACCAUUUCAUAUCAAAGUGAACCUGGAAGCGGUCUUUAAACGAGGCCAGAUCCUCGCUCCACUACUCCAAUCCGGGAGGCUCCGUGAUGAAGCUUUCGGCCGAUUCUGGGUCUCCUUUAGCAACGCCGUCGAAUCCCAACCCCCACCCCCACCAACCCAAACGGGUGUCCAACGUUCCUCGGAUCUAAUCCCGCCCGUCAUGUCCCACGCCUCAGGCCUAGUCCUAGACGUCGGGCCGGGAACAGGAACCCAAAUGCCCCUUCUACGUUCGCCAGCUAUCAAAGCAAUCUACGGCGCUGAGCCCUGCCACGGUCUUCACGCAGCACUGCGAUCUAGAGCCGACGCCGAAGGCAUAGGUGAGAAGUACCACAUUCUUCCCUGUAGUGUCGCCGCCUCGGAACUCGUCCCCGUUCUCCAGAAACAGGACCUCCUGCCUGCUGGUGCUGCCGCGCUUGACCAGGCGACCGGUGGUGUCUUCGACACGAUCCUUUGCGUCCGUGUGCUUUGCUCUGUGCCAGAUCUGGAACAGUCUGCUCGGGAACUGUAUGCUUUGCUUAAGCCUGGUGGGAAGAUUCUCGUCGUGGAGCAUGUGGUUAAUCCAUGGCGUACGGCGAAGGGGUCUGUUGUUGCGAGGGCUAUGCAGGCCGUUUAUGGGUUCUUGGGCUGGAGCUGGUAUAUUGGGGAUUGUCGGAUGAAUCGGGAUACGGAGAAGGCGUUGCGGGGCGCGGCGGAAGAGGAUGGAGGAUGGGAGUCAGUGGAGAUCGAGAGGUGGUUUGGGAGGACUUGCAUGCCGUAUAUUGCUGGGGUUUUUGUGAAGAGGGGUAGGUUGAAUUAUGGUAUAUAUGAUGAUAAAGGUUGUUUGGUAUAG
Molecule: messenger RNA, 948 nt
Organism: Aspergillus nomiae NRRL 13137
Lineage: Eukaryota; Fungi; Ascomycota; Eurotiomycetes; Eurotiales; Aspergillaceae
Product: class I SAM-dependent methyltransferase
Exons: 3
Coding region: 1-948 (315 amino acids)
Source: RefSeq, a predicted model, not a curated record